AUGAAAAGCAUAAAAGGGACUUCACAUGAAAAGGAAAACAAUCUACAUAAAAAACAAAUAUUUUCUGGAGGAAAAGGAAAAAUUAGAAAAGAAAUAAGGAUGUAUAAAAGGAUACACAAAAAAAAAAAUAAUCAAAAGAGUAAGAAUAAAUAUAAAGGUAAAAAGAUUGAAAUAAUUCAGAAAAAAAAAAAAAAAAAAAUUAUAACUAAUAAAAACAAAUUGUGUAAAAAAAAAGCAUAUAACAUAUUACGCUCUUUACAAGGGAAUACCAAUUCAAGAAAUACCAUUUUUUUGCUAAAAAAAAAUGAACCUCAUAAUAACGAUAACAGUGACAGCACCUCUUACUGCCUACUACUCAUUAGCAAAAGAAAUGCACGCGGUCAUACUAUUUUAGAAAUCCCUAAUUAUAUGAACGAAACCGGCUUCCAAGAAGUAUGCUUCACUCGAAUAUUCAAAAAUAUGCUCCCCGUAUUUCAGACCUACGAAGGGAAAGCGCAGAAGGGAAUAAGAAGUGGUCAAAUAGUAGGAGCCGAUGAAAUAAUUAGAAGCGGUGAAAUAAUUAGAAGCGAUGAUAUAAUGCGAAGCGAUGAUAUAAUGCGAAGCAAUGAUAUAAUGCGAAGCGAUGAUAUAAUGCGAAGCGAUGGUAUAAUAAGAAGCGAUGGGAUGAUAAGAAGCGAACGGAUGAUAAUAGGCGAUGGGGUUAUAAGUUCUAAGCUAAUACAAAGUGAUGCGAGAAUGACACGUGCAAAGUUAAAUAAAAUCGAUAUUCGAUUUACCAAUAACAGAUUUUGCACAAUAGCAAGAAAAAAAGGGGGCUAUACACCCUUCUCAUUAAUGAUUUCGAAUUUUCAAUUAGGAAAAAAAAAAAAAAGUUCUUGUGCACUUCUCUGUUUUUUAGAGCUUGCAAAAUCAAUCAUUAAAACUGCAAGUAAAAACGAAACUUCUGAGCGAACGGAUACAAUAAGUAGAAAAACUAGUACAAGAAAAAAAAAAGUUCGUAAAGAGAAAAAAAAAAAUAUACAUUGCCCAUUAAAUUGCCCAUUAAAUUGCCCAUUAAAUUGCCCACUAAAUUGCCCACUAAAUUGCCCAUUAAAUUGCCCAUUAAAUUGCCCAUUAAAUUGCCCAUUAAAUUGCCCACUAAAUUGCCCACUAAAUUGCCCAUUAAAUUGCCCAUUAAAUUGCCCAUUAAAUUGCUCAUAUUACCCACUAAAUUUCUCAUUAAAUUGUUCAUUAGUAUGCUCAUUAAUAUAUAAAAAAGUGAAGGGUACGAAGAAAUGUGUUAUUACAUGUGAUCCAUGUUAUUACACGACCAAUUAUAUUAGCAGCAAAUUAUUAUUAUCAUUAUUAUUAUUAGAAACAGAAGUAGCAUUAUUAUUUAACACUGAAAAAGGUGAGAAAAAAGGGAUAGCACUAUUUUUAUUGCCUAGGUUGAGAGCACUUCGAGCAAUUAGCAACAAGUUAAGUCAAAGAAAUUUUAAAACAGAAAGCAUUAGAAAAAGAAGAAAAGAGAAGCACUACCGCUGUAGCUGCAAGUAUCGUGAUAACUACGACUGCGAUAACGACUGCUACUGCGACCUCUUCCGCUUCUUUCUCUGCGUCCUCUUCUGCUUCCACUUUUUGUACCACCGUGCGCAGGCCGCAAAAUGCGGCUUCAUAAACAAAAAGCGUAUGACUGUCAGUACCAUGACAAGCUUUUUGUGCCUGCGCGUAGUACGUAAAAAGUCAAAACGAAAGGUUAUCAUUUCUUUUUUUGGAAAGAAGCAUGAAUGUUUUUUCCUUCUCCUUAUAAUGAAAAGUCAAGUGCACAUAGAUGAUGUAGUAACAGAUGAUGUAGUAACGGACGAUGUAGUAACGGACGAUGUAGUAACGGACGAUGUAGUAACGGACGAUGUAGUAACGGACGAUGUAGUAACGGACGAUGUAGUAACGGACGAUGUAGUAACGGACGAUGUAGUAACGGACGAUGUAGUAACGGACGAUGUAGUAACGCAUGACUUAAAAAAAAGCAUAUUCCAUUUUAACCAAUUAACAAAAAAUAUUUCUGAGUUAUAUGAGGGGGACGCCUGUCCUUAUUACAAGGCAAAAUUUGAUUCGACAGAGUUUAAUAAAAGUUCAUUUAAAAAUAAAAAAUGCAAUAAUGAAUUUAAUAACGUACUUAAUGAAGAAGAUACAAUAAGAAAAAAAAAAAGAAAAAAAAAGGAAUUUUUCAUUAUGAGAUCAAUAAAUAAAUCCCUCAUUCACAUUCUUUUAAAAAUAAAUCUUUUAACCAAGCAUACUUGUUUAUCCACUCAUAUGUGUGGUAUGGAAGAGAGUACGAUUGUUAUUCUUAUCCCAUAUAAACUGUGUUACCAUUUUUUAAGUAAAAAUAGAAUAACUGUUCGCACUAUUGAAAAAAGGACAAAAUCAUAUAAGAAUAAUAUUAAAAAGGAUAUAAAAAAAACAAAUAAAUAUAAAUUUAAAUUUAAUUAUUAUCUAAACAAGAGACGAAAUUACAAUUUUCUCAUUAAACAUUAUACUAUCAAGUUAUGUGUAAAUAGUAAAUUCGUGCAUUAUUUAUUAAAAUAUAUGAAUAGGGACAAAAGAAAAAUUAUAAAAAAAAUUGAAUUAAGUAAAAAACGUUUUGUCAAAAGUGAUAUGUUAGCUUUUUCUUUCUCUUCGGAUAAAGAAUAUAAUAUAAUAAAUAUUACUCAAGCAAUUACAUCCUGUACGGAGCACCACAUUUUUGUUAUACCACAUGAACAAGUGAAUAGAGACACAGCUACAGAUGCUACACCUAGUAGUUUUACUGUGUGCACUGCUUUUCCAGUUUUUAUGAGAAACAAAAGCGGAGUAAAUUAUUAUAAUGAAACAUGCUCAAGUGAAACAUACGCGAGUAAAACACACUCGAAUAACACGUACACAAUCUCUGCAAACCACUUGAAGAGAGCAAGUGAGGAAGAGAUACAUAAAUGCAACCACGCAAAUAUAUCAAAUAAAGGAAAACCUCUAUCAGAAUUAGUUUAUCAUGUGAGGUGCUUUACGUACAGAAAUAACCACUCAAGGUGGGACUACUACGAUAGUCGUGAUAUUAAACUGCCAAAUUUUGUAAUCCCUUUGUGUAACCAUCCAAACACAAACAUGAAAACAGGAGAUGCAGAAAAAGGCGAUUUAAACGAAAGGAUAGAUAUAAAGAAUAUUAUAAAAAUAAAAAAAAAAAAAAUUGAAAAAAGGGUAGCAAAGAAAAAUACUGUCAUAGGGGAAUACAAAUGGAGUCAUAACUCCGUUUGCAUGUACAAACAGAAAAAAAAGAACCAAAUAAGUAGCCAUUAUCAUAUUAAUGGUACAUAUGAAUAUUCAUUUUCGAUUUUCAAUAUUGCCUAUGGGGGAGGAAAUCGAAAUAGUAAUUCGAGAGUUAAUUAUAACUCGUUUUACCAUAAAGGAUGCCUUGUUGAUGUGUUUCGCAUGGGAAAUCGUCACCUUCCCUCCAGCCACUACAACAAUAGUAGUAUCGUCCUACAUGUAUCAAAUGUCGAAAUGGAUAAAGAAGUUCUAUGUAAAAAUGUGAGCAUCUUAAGUGGAAAAAAAAAAAAUGUACAUAUAGACAUAAACACAAAAGAAGUGCUUCUACUGGUAUGUGGAAGUGAAGAUGUUACCAUAACUCGAAUGAACAAUAACAAAAUUGGUUUCAAAUAUUUAAAUUAUAUUAACUAUAAGGAUAUCCUAAAUAACAGAAGCGCAAACGAUUGUACACGGAAAAAGAGGAAGUGGUAUUAUACUCCUGAUGUGUACACAAAACUGCAUAACAAGAAGAUACAGAAAAAAAAAAAAAAAAAAAAAAAGGGAAAAAGGCUAACCCGCAUUAAUACGCACGAGCACGAUGAGCAUGAUGCGCACAUGUUUCUUAAUCUUCUCAAUCUGCUCAAUCAGCAGAGUAGCAGAAUAGACGAAUCCCUGGAAGGCAAAAAGGAGGCAAAAGAUGAAUGCAUAUCUGAACGCAUAUCAUCAAAAUGUUGUUCGAAUUACAGUAGUUCAGUAGAUAUCCAAAUGAAUGAAAGACAUCGUAGGAGUAGAUUUAACAGUUCAACGAGUGAAUGUAAAGAGGAAGGUUUUCCUAAAUAUUAUCACACCUAUGAUAAUGAUACAGUUACUCAUUUGUUAAAUUAUUUAAAUGAUUCAUCAAGUAAACAUACUUGGAGCGAAUCAGAAGGAUCGAAAGAUUUAAGUCGAAAUAUAUAUAUGAGGAGAAAUUUUUCAGAUAGUAAAGUUAGUGAUGACGAAAUGGUAUACGCUGAAAAAACGUUGCAUCGAAUAAAUGAUUUAUCACAUGUAAGAGGGGAAACAAAUCAUUACUGCUGUUAUUACCUACCUAAUGGAUUCCAUCGAAAGUCAGUGGAAGUGGAAUUGUUUACAAGAAAUAAAGCAAACGAAGAUAGUGCAACUGAUGUACACAAUACAGUAAACAACAGUGCGGUCAUAUCCUCAGAAAUAAAUGAAGAAAAUAUUCUAAGCGAAAAUUUAAUGAAUAAGACCCCCGUGGGUCAUAAUGGUGGCUCGUUACUGUAUAAAAAGGAGGGAGAGGGAAAGGAUAUCAUAACUCAGGAAAAAAAUAAAAAUAAAAUUAAAAUUAGAAAUAAAAAGACAAAAAGACAAAAAAGAGUCAAUCAGAUGGACUGUGUGUUGAAAGAGGAUCUUCCCCAAGAGAGCAUAGACGACAUUCUUCAAUCGAACUCAGACAUCAAGUUGGGCUGCAACAGUAGUGGUAGAAGUAAUGGAAGCAGUAACGGCAGCACUAACGAAAGCAGAAACAGCUACACCAAAUACAACAAUGGAAGCAGUGCUGGCAAGUAUAAUAACAGUGGUAGCACUAGCAAGUACAACAAUAGUGGUGGUAGUGGUACGGGUAGGCACGACAUAGGCUGUGGUAACGGUGUUGGAAAAUUGCGCACCAUUAGUAGCGGCAGCAGCAAUAGUGGAAGCGUCAAUGAAGGGGAAGAAAAGAAUCAGCGCAUUGAGAAUACAUCCGGGAGAGGGUGUGGAAAAAGCAGAGCGGAUAAUGACGUUGAUUUGGAGGUUGCCGUAAUGGAAAGACAUAGUAGCAUUUUAAUUAAUAGAGGAAUAAAAACUAAGAAAUGUGUUGACUAUUCAUUGUAUAAUACAUAUGCAAAAUCAUCCUUUUUGCAGUGCGCAGAACAAGCAGAUAACCAUUUUAUAGGUAAUUAUUUAGAUAGAUAUAAUGAUGAGAAUUUUUAUCAUUUAAGGCAAAAGGUAAAAUUGUGUUUAUCAAGAACUUUUGCUAAUUUAAAAACAACUAGCGAAACUUGUGUUCUACAUUUUACUAAUUUAAUAUUUGAUUUAUAUAUAAGUAGAUUUAAUUCGAAGGAAGAAAUUAUAGAGAGUAUAAUUAACGACAUAGUUACAGAGGAAAAACAAUUUUCCGAUGUGAUGGUACAAUUACUUAAAGAAUUUUAUCCAAAAAUUUAUUCCGAUUUUAUAUAUAAAGAACAAUUAAAAACGAAAUAUAACGUUUUAUAUAAAGAACUAAAAGACUCAUGUGAUUUAAUAUAUCAUUUUAUAGCUAUUAUUUGUUUAUUCAUAUCGCAGAAAUAUUAUAAUUAUAGAUUAAUUUCAAUUGAAUUAAUAGCAAAAACUUAUUGUAAAAGUCAUUUAGAAGGAUUAAAAAAAGUAUACUCCUUAAAUAAUGAAUUAAUUAAAGAAGCCUCUCCUGAUUAUUACUCAGCUACACAAUAUUUAGACACUACUUUUUCCUCUCAUAGUGUUAAUAAAAAUUUUGCUUUAGAAGUUGAAAUCUGUAUUUUGAAAAAAUUAAAUUAUGAUUUAUCUAUUCCAACUACUUAUAGUCUGUUAGAUAGUCUACUUAAAGCUAAUGAAAAUAUUAAUUUUUUGAAAGUCAAAAAUGAUUAUAACUCAACUGAAGGAGAAAUUUUACUUCGUAUCGCUAGUAUUGAUAAUAUAUUCCUUAAAUAUAAAUCCUCCACGCUCUCUAUGGCCAUAUAUGAAAUUCUAAAUUUCAAUAUUUGCAGAGAUAAAAUGCAGAGGGAAUUGUUCGACCUUAAACAGUUAAAAAAUUCUGGUCAGUACCCUAAGGGGGAUAUUAACAGGGCACAAGAGGAACAAGAGAUCGGACAUGUAGGUGCAGAUGCAUAUACCUAUGCAGAUGCCGAUCCAGGUCCAAAUAUGCAGCCGGACAGCCUAGCUCGAAAAGACGUACCUUCAAAUAACGAAAUAAAAGAAAGAGAAAAAAAAAAUGAGCUCAAGCUUUUAAAAAGACAAGCAAGGAGCUUAAUAAUCGCUGAAGAAGAAGAUCGAUUCAUCAUUGCAUCCAAAUAUAUAAAUGAAAAAUGUAAAUUGUUCAAAUUUGUUAAAAAUGUUAUCGUAAACAUUUGUUUUAUUAUGAACAAAAAAAUCCCAAAGGCCUAUUACAAAUCGGACUAUGACUUAACAGAUCAAAUAAAAGGAUACAUUCAGAAAUUUCAUGAUAGCAAAAGGAGGUAUUUAACUCGACUUCGAAGGCGGAAAACGAGCAUAUCCAGCAAUGGCGCUACAUGCAAUAAUUUCGGUACAUCCGAUAUAUGCGGUACACCUAGUACAUGUGACGCAUACAUCGCCAAUAUUGGUAAAGCACACAGUGGGGGUAUGAAGCAGGAAGAAAGAAAGGAAGGAGGAGAAGCCACAACGCAGGGAGUAAAAGACAGUGAGAGGGGGAAAAAACAUGACUCAAAAACAAACUACAAAAAGUGCAGUAAGGAUAAAAUGACUGAUGGUUACCCGAACGAAGAAUUCAUAUCAAACAAAAGGCGAAAAUUAGAGGAGAGAGUUCCACCUGCGAGUGACGUAAAAAAGGACGAAUAUAAAUUUCAUUCGACAAAAAGCAAAAUUGCAUUAAAAUUUCAAAAAAGUAUAAGACAACUAAAAAAACUGAAAUAUGAUGAUAUCCCCAUCCAUUAUUGCACUCCUUACGUUUUAGAAGGGAAGGUUUUAAAAAUAUACAUAAAAAAAAGCAAUGAAAAUAAAAAGGAGCGAAAAAUUCAAAUUGAAAAUGAGUUUAUAAAUGAUAGCAGUACAAAAAAAAUGAUGAAAAAAAAUGUAGAAAACUAUGUGAAUGAUAAAAAAUCAUUGAGUAAGAACACAGAAACCAAAACGAAGAGUAACUAUAUCAUAGGAACGAGAACAAAAUCGACUGAUGAGCAUCUCGUAUUUUAUUAUAAUUAUAUAAAUAAAUUAAAAAGUAGAUUAACCAUAGGGUUGAAAUAUUUUUUACAUAGGAUUAAAAAAAUUAAGAGCAGACAAGUGUGCAUAUCACUAGUUAAUUUGAAUUAUUUACUCAGAAAAAAAGGAACUAAGAAGAAAAUAAAAAAAAGGAAAAAAGAAAAAAAAAAUAAAAAUAUUCCUUUAUAUAAACAAUUAUUAAACGAAGUUAAAAUUUUCUUUUUGUGGAUCUAUAAAUUAACAAGUAUUGAAAUUCGACCAUUAAUUCGUUUUUCAGAUUUAAAACAUUUAUCAACUGUCAAAAGUUAUGAAAAAAAUUAUUCCAAAUAUGUUAUGAAUAAAUUGAAAUAUAAAGAUGACAAAACACACACAGAUAUUAGUACCAGUUUAAGCAAAAAGGAAAAUGCUUCAAAUGUAACUAGUGUUAGCAGCUCAAGUACGACUAUAAGCAGAGCAGAACAACAUGACUAUGAUGUUAAUAAAAAUCAGAAUAAAAAUGCAAUUCAAAAAAUGAAUGUCCAUAUCAAUAAAGAAGACAAGGAAAAAAAAAGAAAUAAUAAAAUAAACAAUUACAAUAAGCAAUACAUUGAAGAAGUUAUCAAACCCAUUGAAUGCGAAGAAAAAAAGUUUUUUCAUUUUUUGAAAAAUUCAAGCUCAGUAAAAAGCGUAAGAGCACAACAUAUAAAUGAGGAAGAAGAAACAACAAAAUAUAUAUCUUGCACACAAGAACAAGAAGUGAAAGUAAAUCCCUUUAACCAAAAUUACGAAAAAUGCAUAUCAUCCAAAUGUGAAAAAUAUGACCAAGUUCAGAAAAAGAAAAUUUUUUUUGAGAAAACUAGCCAAUUAGGAGAAAAUGAAGAAGGUGAAAUGGCUAGCUGCGAGAGAAAAAAAACUGGCGAGGGGGAGAACGAUGAAGAGCUACAAAAGGGAACACAAGGAGAAGUAGAGACAAAGAUAGAAUUAAACACAGAAUUAAGUUCAAAAUUAAGUACGAAAUUAAGUUCAAAAUUAAGUACGAAAUUAAGUACAAAAUUAAAUGCAGAAGUAAAUGCAGAAGUAAAUGCAGAAGUAAAUGCAGAAGUAAAUGCAGAAGUAAAUGCAGAAGCAAAAGCAGAAGAACAGGGUGACUUCCCAUUGCGCAAAAAGGAAUAUGAGUCCCUAGAAAAAGGAAAUAUGCCCCCAGAGGAGCCAAUCGAAAACAACAGUCAUGUAUUUUCAAAGCAUAAUUUCGAGAACAUAACAAAAAUAAAUAGUGACUGGAUUACUAUUAAUGACCCACAAGUAGACGAGUGUGCAAAAGAAUUGAUGGAGUGUUUUUUGAAAUGGAAAAACAAAAAUUAUAUUUCAAAAAAUUGGACGUUUAAUGAAUACUCAAAUUAUAAAGAAUAUUAUUUAUCCUUAGUAUUUGGUGAUUUGAAAUCGUCCGAAACGCUUAAAGGGAUUAUAGAGAUGAUGCAUAUGAAAUAUAAUUACUUGUUAAACAUAUACAACGAAAUUAAUUUUUCGAAUGGCUCGGAUUAUAAAUAA
This is a messenger RNA of Plasmodium malariae, 8733 nucleotides long. RefSeq names its product cyclin, putative (gene CYC2). Bases 1 to 8733 code for a protein of 2910 amino acids. The record is from RefSeq and is a predicted model, not a curated record. NCBI's taxonomy places the organism in Eukaryota, Apicomplexa, Aconoidasida, Haemosporida, Plasmodiidae. The transcript is spliced from 2 exons.